AUAAAUUUGAAGAACCAUAUCAGAGUAAAUUAUACUCAGAUAAUUUAUGUUUUGACAAAUCUUACUUGCAUCAAGAUGAAUCUUACCAAGGCAAUUUAUACCAAGAUAAGUUAUAUCAAAAUAAAUCAAGCAAAAAUGAUUUAACUGAAUUAUCAUCCCAA
Messenger RNA from Dentiscutata erythropus, 161 nucleotides. NCBI's taxonomy places the organism in Eukaryota, Fungi, Glomeromycota, Glomeromycetes, Diversisporales, Gigasporaceae. The record is from the annotation of a GenBank genome assembly.